Messenger RNA from Trichoderma asperellum CBS 433.97, 1587 nucleotides. RefSeq lists its product as uncharacterized. The record is from RefSeq and is a predicted model, not a curated record. NCBI's taxonomy places the organism in Eukaryota, Fungi, Ascomycota, Sordariomycetes, Hypocreales, Hypocreaceae.
UCUCCACCACUUCUCAGCUUUCUUUCCAAUAGCUUCAUCUCGUAAAGCUCUCGUUAUUUUCCAUCCUGGGCUCUCGUUCCUCAAUGGCUACCUUGGCAGCCAUCCCCGAGGCUGCCUCUCAUCUGCUUGAUAGAAACAUUCGUUAUCGCGACAGCCUUCCAACGGCAUCAUUCCAUCGGCCGCGUCCGAAAUCUCGAGUUGUUAUUCUCUCUAAGCGCUCAGGCCGAGUGUGCACUCCGAUUCGCAAACAAUCUCCUGCCCCUGAGUCUCCUGGCUCAGUGUAUAGUAGCGAGUCGAGGCAAGCUCCUGAGCAGCAUUAUGCCGACGGCCGCUCCCAUAGCGCACAUCACAGUCCACCAAAUCCUUCUUAUCCCGCUCAAGCUGACAGUCGAACGGCUUGUGGUGCGGAAGCCCCCUUCCGUGGCUCUAGCAUGAGGUCUCUUGAUGCAGCAUCCUCUGUUGAUGAUUCUUGGGAGCUAUCCGAACUGUCACUUGACUUGGAUGCUUUUCCGAUGCCUCCGUUGAAAGAUCCUCCUCGCCAACCUGCCUUUGCUGGCAGUGCUUCAGCUGCGCCUGCGAAUCCACCACGCAUCCAUGCCACAGCAAUGUCAAAUCCCAUGACAUCGGCAUGCCUUCCAAAGACGGGGUUUUCAUCUCCUCAAGCCCGGAAGAAAUCCCACGUGUACAUGCAAAGGAGCCCGCGUUCUCCGCAGAAUUGGCUUCUUGAUGGUACGGCCGACUUUGCGAGCGCUUCCAAGCACACUUCUAUCGACUCUGCUCUCGUGGAAGCUAUAUCACGGAGCGUGUGCCAGCAUCUCCGACUCUUUAAUGCAAUAUCAAGAAAUAAUCAAGAUAAGAGGCUUUCCCGUACAUCUAGAGGCCUCGCUACAAGUCAACACAAGAAUCAUUCACGGAUACCCAACAGGUCAAAUUCGUUGGAAAGAUUCACAGGAAGACGACACGGCCAACCAAAAGGUGCCAGGGUCCCAAAGCAACGCAAGAAUCCGCCGGCAACACCUACAAAAUCCGGUAUAUCACUACAUACAGUAUCUCCACUGCUGCCCUUUCGCCCAGAGUUCAGAGCGGCAGGAUUAGCAGUAACAUCAAAAGAUCAGAAGCGCAACUUUCCCGCCUAUAUUGCAAAGCUGAUUUCGUCCAAAUCAUCUCGGAAAACCAAUAAACGCCCCCAUAGCAAACGGCCAAAGGUGUCAAGAUUCGAUGGCUUCGACGAAGGAGAUUCCAGCCCGAGCUCACUGAGUGAAAUAUCAUUUGCCGCGUCACAAGACUUGGAUGAAUGGCGAUAUGCGCUGAUUGACGAAGCGCCCGUCCGAAAGCAGAAGCGGCAGCCCAUCAAAGAGAAGAAGAAAUCAAAACGGCAUUGGUUUUCUUGCUUUCCCAAGGACGAAGAGUCUGUUGCGGAUGGAGAAUAGGCGCACUUCCGACAGAUAUCUGGAAAUGCCGUUUCGGCGAUGCCAAAAGACAGGCCUCCAACGCCUCCCCCAAAACCCACACCACUUAUACUUUCGCAGCGAAAUGGUCAAGGGAAUAGCAACCGUCCAAGGGCUGACUCAAGCCCACGCAGUCCCC